Molecule: messenger RNA, 2470 nt
Organism: Antechinus flavipes (yellow-footed antechinus)
Lineage: Eukaryota; Metazoa; Chordata; Mammalia; Dasyuromorphia; Dasyuridae
Gene: PTS
Product: 6-pyruvoyltetrahydropterin synthase
Exons: 6
Coding region: 787-1248 (153 amino acids)
Biological process (GO): tetrahydrobiopterin biosynthetic process
Cellular component (GO): mitochondrion
Molecular function (GO): 6-pyruvoyltetrahydropterin synthase activity
Source: RefSeq, a predicted model, not a curated record
GGUCAUAUAUACAUAUACAUUUAAAAAACAUUUCCUUAUGAUCAUUUUGGGAGAGAAAAAUCAGAACAAAAGGGAAAAACCUUAAAUUAAAAAACAAGACAAAAAAAAAGUGCACAUAGCAUGUGUCGAUUUACAUUCAAUCUCCAUAUUUCUCUCCUUAUUUUCCACCCAGUUUUUUGAGAUUGCUUUGAUGGUAAAUUCUCCUUUUAAAAAUUGAUAUUAUUAAUUUUGCUGCUAGGGAUGGGUAAUAAAAAAGAGACACACUGGAGAACUUAGAUCUAGUUAACGGUUCGUUAUUAAGCGCAGAGAGGGAUAGUUUUGAGAUUUCUCUCAGCUACAGAAAAUUAGGAGCACUCGAAGUUGUACGUGGACGACUUUAAUAUGGAUGUAAGAAAAACUGCCCCGAAUUAGAAUUAUGCAAGAGUUGUGCGGGAGUUGCUUCGUAAAGCAGAGAGCUUCCCAUCUCUGGAGGUCUUUCUCAGAGGCUUCUCGAUCACUUAUCAGCUACAAAGGGGUAAAGGGCAUCUUCUAGUGGGAGGUGGCCUGGGUGACCGUUGGCCUCCUGGGAUUGCGAGGCUGGGAUUGCGAGCACGCAAAGGGAGCUCCACCAGGCCGCCAGGGGGCGGCCUCUCGCAGCCUAGAUUAGCGGGCGGGGCCUUCCGGAAAGCGAGACCCUAGACCGUAGCAGGCCAGCCGUUGCUGGAGAGGGCGCCGGCCUCUCGCUUUUCCUCUGACCACCUUUUCUCGUAGGUAACUGGAGAGGUCUCUGGCGCGUAAGCGUGCGACAUGAUGAACACGUCAGGCUCGCGCCCGGGACAUCCCUGUGCGCGGGUCUCGCGGUGCGUCACCUUCAGCGCGAGCCAUCGGCUCCACAGCAAAUCUCUCAGUGAUGAAAAGAAUCUGAAGCUGUUUGGGAAAUGUAAUAAUCCCAAUGGCCAUGGGCAUAACUAUAAAGUUGUGGUGACAAUACAUGGCGAGAUUGAUCCUGUUACAGGAAUGGUUAUGAAUCUGACAGACUUAAAAGAAUAUAUGGAGGAGGCAAUUAUGAAACCCCUUGAUCAUAAGAACCUGGACCAGGAUGUACCUUACUUUGCAGAUGUUGUGAGCACAACAGAAAAUGUAGCUGUAUAUAUCUGGGAAAAUCUUCAGAAGAUUCUUCCUGUGGGAGUCCUUUAUAAAGUCAAAGUGCACGAAACUGACAAUAACAUCGUUGUCUACAAGGGAGAGUUAUCAGCCCUUGGGAAUUAAUAUUACUAUCUUAACAUUAAAUUCAUGGCUAAUCUUUUUGUAAAAGAACAUAUCUGUUGAAGUAUUAAUAAGCUGUCAUAUUGAUGCUACUAUUGUGUCCUGGAAUAUCUGAAUGUAAAAACAUUUCAAAUUCAUAGAAUUUUUAUUUCAAUAUAGAGAGUUGUACUUUACAAAUUUAAAGAAAAAUUGUUGUCAGAGUGCUUUGGUGGGUCGUUAAAAAACAAACCAACAAACUCUUCCUUUUAUUUUGUCAUGGUCAUCUAGUUUUCCUAAUUCAGAAAAUCUCUAGGCAUGAAUAAUAAAUGAAUGAAUUAAAAAGCAUUGUAUAAGUGCCUACUAUGUACCAUCCAUAAUGCUAAGCUUUGAAAAUACAAUAAAGCAGAUAGGCCUUCCUUUCAGUGAGUUUACAUACAACAUAUAAAUCAAAAUGGUGGUCAAUGAAGAUUAUUUGGUUGGAAAGUUAGAGGCACAGAAUAGAAUCAUAGGAGAAUGAAGAUUGACACAUGUUUUCAGGAACUAUAGCAGAAUUGAUAGGAAUAUUAGGAAUAGAUAGAGAGGGUGAAGAAAUCUGAGGUUUAAAAUGAAAUAUAGUCAGAGACAGAACCUAGAUUUGGUGGGCCACUGUGGCAACCAUAAUUAGCCUCCGAGGGCCAAAGAUAGGACUUGUAGGUAAGAACAUGUUAGGUCCUCCAGGGUACAAUUCUGGACAUAAAGGAUGCUUUUGUAACUUAUUUGAAAUAUUAAAAUGUAUGUAGAACUUUACAAUAAAUCAAGUUUGAGUGACAUAGCUGAUUUUGAAGACCAUGAAUAAUGAUUACUUAUUAUACAUCCUCUUAAAAUAAUACAACAAAAAAAGGAGGCUUUACUCUGGUGUGGCAACCCUCCCAUAGGAAUUGCUUACUCAUUGUCCCUAAUCAUUUUUCCUCUGUUAAUUUGUAUUACAUUAAAUGAAUGUAAAUCUGUAGGUCUGUGUUGUGUGCACAGAGCUUUUUCUUUCUUGGAUUCUCAUUUGCAUUGCUGGGGGGAAGGGAAGGAGCAUCUCCUUUUCUCCUUUGUGCUUUGUAUCCAGUAAAGAAUCAGAUUGACAAUGAAAGGCCAGAAUUUGUUUUACAGUAUUAAACUUAAUACAGUUUCAUGUGCAAACAUUUUGUUGUUGUGGUUGUACCAUGUUAAGGAAAUGAUUGUUUUGUUCUGUGAAUUAAAAAUAAAUUUAAAAACAAGA